Messenger RNA from Eutrema salsugineum, 1107 nucleotides. RefSeq names its product WRKY transcription factor 55. The transcript is spliced from 3 exons. The record is from RefSeq and is a predicted model, not a curated record. NCBI's taxonomy places the organism in Eukaryota, Viridiplantae, Streptophyta, Magnoliopsida, Brassicales, Brassicaceae. Gene Ontology annotation, molecular function: sequence-specific DNA binding; DNA-binding transcription factor activity. Gene Ontology annotation, biological process: regulation of DNA-templated transcription. Bases 20 to 904 code for a protein of 294 amino acids.
AAAAGGGCUUAAGUUACAAAUGGAAGAGGUGAUGUCAGUGAUCUUCCAGGGAUUGAAUAUGGUUAAGGAGCUUGAGUCAAGCUUACCGGAAAAGUCACCGGAAUCUCUAUCGACCUCUCUCGACGAGAUCACAAAGACAUUUGGUGAUGCAAACGAACAGCUGAAGAUAGUCCUUGAGAUCAGGAACACCGCAUUGAACCAACCUAAACCAGUGAUUGCGUCUUGUUCAGACCAGAUGCUAAUGCAGAUUGAACCGGAUAUGAUGCAGGAGUAUUGGUUAAGGUGUGGCGGGUCCAUGUUAUCUCAGGGAACCGAAGCAAUGACUCAAAGGCAGCUCAUGGCCCUUGAUGGUGGCGGCGGAAGAAUUUCGACGACUACAGAAAGAUCGGGCGGCUCCGGUAGCGGUUCCUCCACGCCAAGGCAACGCAGGAGGAAGGACGAAGGACAAGAACAAACGGUGUUGGUGGCGGCGUUAAGGACGGGAAACACAGAUCUACCUCCUGACGAUAACCACACUUGGCGUAAAUACGGUCAAAAGGAAAUUCUUGGCUCUAAGUUUCCUAGGGCCUACUAUAGAUGCACCCACCAAAAGUUAUACAAUUGUCCAGCCAAGAAGCAAGUCCAACGCCUCAAUGAUGAUCCCUUCACAUUCCGAGUCACUUACCGUGGCUCACACACUUGCCACAUCUACUCAACCGCUCCCACCGCUUCUGCCGCCGCCCCCACCGCAUUAAUCUCAUCAACCGCUGCCGCAACUGGCCAUUCCGUUGACUACGGUCCCGCCGUCUUAGACAUAGCCGACGCUAUGUUUGGUAGUGGUGGGAUCGGAGCCAACAUGGAUUUCAUAUUUCCUUCCAAUGAUCCACCUCAGCAUGAUCAUCACCGUUUCCGGCGAGACAAAUAGGAAUCAUACAUUUACAGAGGGAAAGGACAAAAGAUUAUUAUUACUAAAGUUUUCUAUAUUUCCCAUCUACACGUGAUUCUAGUUUGGGAUCUAAUGGGAACCAAUUCUUUUAGGGUAGUUUGCCUUUUUUGACAACGAAAAGUGUUUUGUUAAAAUGGGGUUGUUUCAACUUUCAACCAUGUAUUUUAAUUAUUAUCAUAGUU